This is a messenger RNA of Fusarium proliferatum ET1, 1251 nucleotides long. RefSeq lists its product as uncharacterized. The record is from RefSeq and is a predicted model, not a curated record. Bases 1 to 1251 code for a protein of 416 amino acids. The transcript has 2 exons. NCBI's taxonomy places the organism in Eukaryota, Fungi, Ascomycota, Sordariomycetes, Hypocreales, Nectriaceae.
AUGAAGCUUAGCCUCACCUUUGCAGGCCUCAUUGGCCUUGCCGCUGCCUCGCCCUUCUCAGAGUAUGAUACUUCUGGUGGUCUCAUGCGCCGAACCGGAAAAUGCAAUUGGAAGGACCAGAACUGUUGCGCUAUCCCUGACAAGUACAAGUACUCUUCUCCAUCCGAUACCAAGAACUACUACGGCUAUGGUCGCACUAUCUACGUCAAGUCCGGCAAGAAGAUCCAAGACGCCAUCAAGAAGGCCUCUCCCGGUGAUCGCAUCAUAGUUGAGGCUGGCGAAUACCCUGAGCAACUCGUCAUUGACAAGGACGGCAUUCAGCUUGAAGGCCGUGGCAAUGUCCGCCUCGUCAAGCCCCAGAAGUACAAGCGCAAUGCAUGCACUGGUCUUACCCAGGAUGAGAAGAAGAAUGAGCUCCAGGCUGGUAUCUGCAUCACUGGCUACAAGGUCCAGACAACCGAGUAUAAGACUGAGCAUAAACGAGUCAUCUCUGUCAAGAAACCCGUCAAGGGAGUUUCGGUCACUGGUUUCAGUGUCAGUGGCUUCUCUGGCAUCAACAUCGCCAUCAUUGGCGCUAAGAACACCCGCAUCACCAAGAACAAACUGACUGAUGCUCCUGCUUAUGGUGCGCUCACCCUUGGUUCCAUCAACACCGUCUUCCGUGAGAACGUCAUCACCACCACUGCUGGCGGCUUCAUCGGUAUCUGCCAGGACAACCUGUCUGAUGUGCAAACCGUCAAAAACGACAUCUCUGCGCACCUAAUUGGUGUCUGCGUUCAGACCAAUGAAGCUUUUAUUGGGUACAAUACCCUCCAUGACAACUGCAUCGGUAUCUUUGUCGAUCCUGGUGUGAAAAAUGCCAAGAUCGUGCACAACUACGUUGGCCCAACUCCUGCUGCGUGCGGCAAGACUUCUUCUGGUAUCAUUCUCGGCAGCGCUGUCGGAACUCUUGUUCGCGACAAUACCAUUGAGGGACAGCGUGGUAGUGGCACUGGAGGAGCCGGCGCAGGAGUCGGCAUCCUUAUCUACGACGAUGCUUGUGUUGCUACUCCCGAACAGCCCAUUUCUCUUUCUUGCAUUACUCUGGGUGGUAAAGCUCCCAAGGCUAACCAUAACAUUGUCAUUCGAAACACCCUGAAGAAUAACGACAACGGUAUCCUGAACUUGAGCAAGGGAGCUGGCAAUGUCAUCAAGUGCAACACUUGCGAGAACCCUGCCAACAUCCAGGCCGGACAGUGCAAGAAGCCUUAA